Cotesia congregata is the source of this 13449-nucleotide messenger RNA. The record is from the annotation of a GenBank genome assembly. NCBI's taxonomy places the organism in Eukaryota, Metazoa, Arthropoda, Insecta, Hymenoptera, Braconidae.
AUGGCCAACAGACUUUUCAUCUAUUUACUUCUGAUAUUUUUCGUAUUCAACGUUCCAAUUCUCCACUCAGUUGGCAGCGAAGCGAAGUUCAAGUACUCAAAAGGGAUAGUAUAUAAAUACCAGCACCAAGUAGACGUGAACAUCAACUUAGGAAAUGGAUCCAGCACCUCAGAGCUGCACAUCGAGUCUACAAUCUCUCUAAAAUUUUUAACCCCCUGCGAAGCAGAGUUGCGAGUGACCAAAACAAGUAUCCGUCAUGCAACACGAGGAAAAUACGACGCGGAUUUCCCAGACCGGUCUGAAGCGGACUUCAAAGAAGCCCUGGAGCACUACAGUCUCCGAUUUGCAUUCGAAGACGGGCAGGUCCGGGAGCUGUGUCCGAAUUCCGAGGACCCGAUUUGGGCGAUAAAUAUUAAGCGAGGGAUUCUGUCAAUGCUUCAAAACACCAUGAAGAGAUUCGACGUGGACCAUCACACAGACGAGCUGGACGUGAACGGAAUCUGCGACACGCGUUAUCGUCUUCACGAGGCGCGCAAGACUAGUUUGAUCAUCAAGAAGAGCAAAAAUUUGAACGGGUGUAGCAAUAGAGGCAAGCAUUUGUCUAUAAUUCAGUCUAAUACUUACGCAAGUCCCCGAACUCACACCCAAACUGCGCUAGUCGACUCCCAGUAUGACUGCGAUAUUGUUUUGGACCACAAUAUUUAUGAAAAAGUGACUUGUCAAGAGUUUCAUCGUCUUCAGCCGCUGUCCAGUGGCGACACUGGAGUGAGGACGGAAAUUUACUCAAGCCUCGUGCUGGUUGAAGAAAUCGAAGCUGAUUUAAACGCCGAGGAUGAGGAGAACGAGUUUGGAAGCAGGGAAGAUGAUGAAGCUAAAGACAGCAAGCCGGCAAAUUCUAAAAUAAUCCCCACGAAUUUAUUGUACGACCAUUCAGCGACUGCUUUUUCCAGUCGAACGAUUCACGGAGAGCUUAGAACGACGCGAGAUUUACUGAAGAACAUGUGUCUUCUCGGGUCUAGCAGUCAGCUUGAGCAAGCAUUCUCGGAGUACUUCAGCAAAUUCGUGCAUUCCGCCCGGUUCCUCGAUUAUUUGUCACUCUCUCAGCUGCUGGUCCGCGCGGAAGGAACUUGCGAGGGCGGAAGGAAGCAUGUUCUAGAUGCGCUUCCGUUUAUCGGGACCAGCGCGGCUGUUAAGGUGAUGCGUGACGCAAUGCUGAAGAAAACAAUCACCAAGGAAAGGAGCGAGUCCUGGAUAACCGCAAUAGCUCUGAUACCAAGACCAGAUGCUUCGACGGUCGCGGCAUUGUUGCCUUUGCUGGAGCUCGAGCGUGAAGACGCGAACGGACAUUUAAAUCUCGUUUACUCGGCGGUCGUUCGAGCAUUCUGUCUCCACAAUAUCGGAAAUACUGCGAGCCAAAGACUGCAGCCGAGCUUUUUGCACUCCGACGACUGCUUAAGCAUCGGAGGAACCGGGAUAGAUCGAUUUCUCGAUCACCUGGAAUCCUCCAUCGAGACCGGGUGUGCUCCCAGAGCCCACGAUGACGAAGAAAUAAAACGAACUUUGGAAGCUCUUAAAGCCAUUGGGAACAUGGGACUUGAAAGAGAUGGACUGCUAGAUAAGCUCAAGGUUUGUAUGGAGAACAAAGGAGGAUUUAUCUCUAUGGAGACAAGGAUAGCGGCUAUUGACGCCCAUCGGCGCUUACCUUCUUGCCAGAAAACUCGUGACCGUGUUUUCCUUCCCUACUAUCGGAAUGUCACCCUUGAACCUGAGAUACGAAUUGCCUCUUAUUUACAAGCGAUGCGCUGUCCUGAUUAUAAUGUUGUCAAAACGAUAAAGCAUACUCUCAAAGAGGAGCCUAUCAAUCAGGUUGGAUCAUUUGUCUGGAGUCAUUUGACAAACUUGAUCGCCUCGUCAUCGCCGACGAAAAUUCAGGUCCAAAGUUUGCUCUCCGAUCGGGAUUUGAGCGAUAAGUUCAACAGCGAUGGAAGAAAAUACUCCCGUAAUUACGAGAAAUCAUUUUUCUCCGAAGAAUACAAUGUUGGCGGUACCUUCCAGGCGAACGUUAUAUUUUCAUCUAAAUCAUUCGUACCGAGAACGCUGACAUUUAAUAUAAGUCUGGACUUAUUCGGAGAAUCGGUCAAUGUCAUCGAGGCGACCGUACGAAUGGAGGGUAUGGAGUUCUACAUUGAGAGAUUUUUUGGACCAAAUGGACCGUUUGCCAAUGAAGAAAUAUCCCGGCACAUAAAUACCCUGCUGAGGAGCUUGAGGUCCGCCGGUGAAGCGGAAAAUUAUUGGGAGAGCUUGAAAACUCUGCCAAAUAUUAUAGACAAUAAUUUCAAUGACCCGCGGGUCAGUUUUUCCUACAAAAUAUUCGGCAAUGAGCUGGAGUUUGUGAUGCUGCGGGGCAAGGAAGAAAUAGCCAAAUCGCUGGCCUCUUUUGAUCCUUGGGCGAAGAUUAGGAAUUUAUUGUCUGGUCGGGAAAUCCACUACGAGUACACAGGAAUGUUUUUAGAUGCCAGUUAUAUUGUUCCUAGUACCGCGGGCUUGCCGGUUCGCUUGGAUCUAUCAGGAUCUGGAGCUUGUAACUUUAAAUUCUCCGGGCUCUUGGACAGCGAGCGUUUUAUGAAAAAUACUGAAAUGCAACUUGUUGGAAAUUUAUCACCAAGUGUGAGUAUUGAUAUCACGGGAAAGAUGACUGUAGACGCGUUUUAUAAAAGUGCGUCGAUGAAGCUGGUGAGCAAUGUUUACUCCUCGAGCGCCAUGAAAGUCGAUCUGGACAUCCAGGGCAUCAGACUCGUCAGGCUAAAUCUCCAAGUACCCAAUCGUAAAUUACAAGUAUUCACAAUACAGAGUAAUAUUCUUCUUGUGAAUGGGAACGGGGCUGAGAUUACGGAAAAUCCGGCGUUGACAUAUAUACAACUUCCCAAUAAAUAUAAAACCAUUGCCAAUUCGAGUUGCAGUUGGCCAGUGGUUGAACAAUUAAUUGGUUUAAAACUUUGUUUCGACUAUCAAUUUCCAAACGUCACAGAUAUUGCCAAUGCGCCAUAUUUCUUUCUGAAUGGUCCGACUUUCCUCCGUACAUCUAUCAUCAAAGCUGAUCCAAGCGCUAAGAGUUAUCUUUUUGAAUACACGUGGAAUGCAACACCAACUGAUAGCGAAUUGAGAUUGGCUUUUGAUACUCCUGGGUCAUUAAUAAAUCGUGAAUCCAGCGCGACUGUUAGUUUUGACGCCAAAACACGGAAUCCAAGCAACCACGGAUUUACUUACUUACCAAAACUCGACGUAAGAGUCAACGAUGAAAAAAUAGUCGAGCUAUCAGGGUCAGUAAAAAAUAACCAUAAAAACAACGUGACUCAGUGUGACAUAGAUCUGAAUUUCCAGACUAAGAAAAUAAAAAGCCGAGUACGCGGAUACAUUAUGAAGAGAAACAUAAGUUUGACCGGCAAUGUAAGACUCGAGUAUCAACUGAAGAAUAUGAAUAAAGAAACUCUGCAAAUAGAAAUAGCAAUAACAAACCGCUCGAGCAAAACAUUAACCCACAAAGAAGCUAAUAUGAAGAUACAGUCCAGCGCAUAUCCAGAAUUGAAUGCAAUAAUAGACACAUGGUACCAGCAAGCUCUGGGUCACUUGGAGCUGCAUAUGGAGAUAAACGGAAAGCCGCAUUUGAAAGACGACCGUCAUAAGCUGACGACUCAAUUAGUUUUGACGUAUUCUAAAGCGUACUUCCAGAGUCAAGAAGCUAAAAUGAAUGCAUUUAUUGCCAUCAGCAAACCGAUUCAGAAUAUUGACAUUAAAAUUGGGAUCCAGCGGUUUUCUAUUGGCCCGACUUCUAAAACGUACUUAUUGAUUAGAUACGCUCCGGGAAAAGAAAUAACUCUGGCAGUAAAUUUAGUGAUUCCUCGUGGGUCUAUGUUCGCGAUAGAAGGCCACGCGAAUAUGACAAUCCCGAAUUUAGAUUCGCUUUUAAUUGACGUCCGUAUCACGGAAAAAGCUCGCGGAGAGUACGACCUCGAUUUUGCGGGCACUUGGUUCAGCGGACACAAUGCAACAAUUCGCGGUACUUAUGCUGAUAGAUCGGUAAUAACUAGCGAACGCCGUAUACUGAGCCACAAUCUUAAAUUAAUCUUAAGAUCACCGAGUUUGUCUCAAGACAUUUUAUUUAAUUGUAAAUAUUACCGCGACCAUGUCGAUACUAAGUUAGAUGUUGUGGUGGAAUAUUUAGACGCUGAUAAAUACGCAAUAAAAUAUCAGAAUUCAAUUAUAUCUUUGACGCGAUUCUUGACCUACGCCGAGGCGAGAUUUAAGAAUAAUGUUUACGCUGUCACGGCAAACAUAGACGUAGAAAGAGAAGUCAGACUGGAGUUACAUCUUGACAAUUGGAGAGAUGUUCAUCUGAUCGCGACGGCUAUAAAUCAAGAUACGAGCAAGGAAUUUGGUUUUGAACUAAAGUGGGACGCCAACCGAGAUCCAGCGAUGAAAUUUACUACUCUCCUUCAAUUCAAUAAAUUUUAUCAAGAUCAUCCGACACUGUCGCGCAAUCUAACUGGUACAGCUAUGAUUUCUUACCCCGGAAGACUAUUUACUGGCUCUUGUUUCCUUGGAGUUCUCCAGGGACACAAUUACGUUCUGGAUGCUUAUAUAGACUGGGACCCGACCAAGAGCAUAAGAAUUACCAUCGACACGGACUACGACCCAAAAAAUUGGAAGAAUUACUUCAAAUUUGACAGCCAAAUGCUGACGCCUUUCGAACAAUGGAAGAAGACUUCAUUGAACGCGAGGUACCACUGGACCGGCCAGGAAUUUAAAGCAGACUGCGGGAUUAAUUGGCAAGACAAUCAGCGGUUCUUAAUUCAAAUUUACUCGAGCUCUCAGGAAACUAAAAAUGUUAUCGAGUGGAAAGCUGACUGCGGAUUAACGAGUACUGUUCACUCAAUUGGCUGGAUAACGACUAACCUGACGCAUAAAAUAAUUCAUGACUCUAGCACCACCACUUUCGACUCUCAUUUUCUGGUAAAUUACAGCCCGGACAAAGUUAUAGACUUGAGGAGUCUCUGGCAUUUGAAUGAAGCUCUGAAUCCUGAAGACAAUGUCACUCUCGCUGGAAACUUGAGGUUCGUUUCGCCAUUUGAUAAUUACGAAUCGGGAGAUAUCAAGUGCCAGAUGAGAAUGAUGUCCAAUUGGAAGUUUGACGGGUACUCGAGCAUUGAAAUAGACACAAGAAGGUACACCGGAGUCUUGCAGGGCGAUCUGACGCGCAUAAAAGAGUCUAUGGUGCAAUUCAACAUCACAACCCCGCUGGAAAAGUACUCGUUUGUCCGAGGAAGGUUCGGUUUGUCGGAGCGCAAUAAGCAUGUUGUUGCUGAGCUUGUCUUGCCCUCGGGCCCGAUUGGAGUCGAGGCGCUUUGUCAGCUGUUCACGGCGACCAGUUAUGACUUUAAUGUCAUGCUUCGACUUUUUACUCCGAUUGAAGCGCUGCAGAAAUUUAUGGUAAUCACCAAACUUGUUAAAACAGAAGCUGACUUUAGGAUUGGGUAUAAUAAUAUCACUGCGGGAUUUACUGCCGUCUGGCACUACAACAAUCUUACUGAUUUCCACUACAGCUAUGUUCUUUUUACUCCGAUUCAUGGACUCCAUGAAAGCGGUGUUGUGGCUAAGUUAAUUUUAAGCGAUAAAAGUGAUGAAGCUAAUCGCUUCUCUGGAGCUCUUGAUACUGAAUUUACUAUUAGGAUCGUCGAAACUAAAUUCGGGGUUCUAAUAAACGCUGGACCUAAAUUUUCUGCGCUUCAAAUGCUUUCUGCGGAAGAAAGACUCAUUGAGUUGAGCUUUGAGCCUGAAGAUGAUGACUUUAGUUGGCGAGGUGAUGUCGAAGUAAGUUUGAUAUUUAUUUUUACUAUAAAUACAUAAAAUUUUGCUUAAUUAAACACUUAAUUUUGUUAAAUUGCACUGUGCUUUCUUGACUAUUGACGUUUUUAAAGAUAUAAGCUCAUCCCGAUGUUACAUUCAUCAAGAGCUUUCAUUUGAGUACCCACAUGCAUUUUUGAUAUAUUUUUCAUUAUAUAUAUAUAUAAAUAUUCAAUAUAUAUAAAUAUAUGAAAAAUUGAUGUAGGUACUCAAAUGAAAGGUCUCGAUGAGUAUAAUGUCGGGACGAGCUUAUAUUUAAAAAAAUGUCAAUAGUUCAAAAGAUACAAGGUAAUUUCUUAAUAACGUAUUUAUUUAAACUAAUUUUAGAUAAACGUUGCAAUAGUUGAACCGAUAAUCGGUUCCCUGGAUUUAGACAAGCAAGGACGGAUGUAUCAAGUCGCCGGAGUACUUCGUAUUCCUCAGGGCGCGAUUACUCUGAACGAUAGAUUCGUGAUGGAGGACUUUUUCGAUAUGAAGAAUACACUCGAAAUAAAAACACCGUUCACCGGAGCAUCAGAAGUAAAUUCUCAGUACGUAUUCAAAGUUGACAUGGAAAAUUCAGUCUACUUGCUGGAUAUGAAUUUGCGGGUCAAUAAAAAUGACUCGACGACGUGGAUUGAAACUGGCCUUCGGGGAAAUUAUUCAUACAUGGAGCACGACGAGGACGAUUCUAAGAUCCACAAGUUACAUAUAAUAUUCAAUACUCCGACGAUAUUUAUUGGGUAUGUAGACGCUCAGGGGACACUUGAGUUCGACGAAAGUACUUAUAAAACGAGUAUUGCUGUUAAAACGAAUGAGAGUAAAGCAGAAUUCGCGGGAUCUCUGGAGUUGGAGGAGGCCUUUUUCGAGGGCUCUCUGACCACCAGCAUCGAUUCGCCCUAUUUUAGCAUUCCCAAGGUGAAGAUAGAUCUUAAAAAGGACUUUUUCGAAGCAGAAAAACGUCUAGAGUGCAGCAUUGAAAUGGAUAACGACAAAGAAAAUCGUUGUCAAUUACGCUUGCAGUGGAACAUUAAAUCCGAAGACAAUGUUAAAUUAUUUGUCGGAGUUAAAACGUGGAUAGUGCCUUUAGAAAAUAUUGAAUUCGACGUAAACUAUGACAAUAAUUUAUCACGUGAUAAAACUUUGGCCGUGCAGUCGAAAUUAAAAUAUCUUGAAAGUGAGUAUAAAUUAUCGGGCGCUUUGCGUUCUAACGGCACAAUCGAUAUUGACUUCGAAGGACCUCAAGACUCUCGGGGUUUCGACUGUCGAUUUGACGGUCUGCUUGACUCAGACAAUAAACUUACCGGAAAAUUGAUAAAUUUACGUACAUCUAAAAUUUAUAACGUCGAGGGUUUAUUCAAAGUCGCUAGAAAAGACCCGGAGACUUCUAAAUUAGAUGCCCGGAUAACUCUAACUCCGGAAAACGAACAAGAACAAGAAGAACCUCAUACCAUAAAUUUUGUCCUUACUCGCGAAAAGUACGGGAUGGGUUUAAAAGUCGCAAGUGAGUCGACAAACGGCAGCGCAUCACUCAGCUACAUCAAUCCGCUGAAUUGGGACGUGAAUCUCCAAGCAGAUUCUUCAACCAAGGAAUCAGAAGUUAAAAAAUACCAAUUAAAUGCAUUUACAAGCGUUCAAGUUAAUGGAAACACCAGUGUUUAUAUCAAUGUUCUGACCCCGUGGUCAGAAUUGGAAAAGUUUGAGCUUGAGGGCAACCUUCUGCUUACAAAUCACAGCGGGGAGAUGAGGAUAAAGCACGACCUCAAUGAAAAUAAUGGACACCUGAAUCUGGCCUGGAAACUUCUCUACAUGAGCGACAUGUUUUUGAAAUUGAGCGGCGGAAGGAAUGACAAGGACGUUGAUGUUGAUUUGUUCUUUGUAAAUCCCCAACGCGCUUUCCGCAAUAUCAAUGUGGGAUUCGACAUCGCGGUUGAGAAAGAAUUGUGGAGAUGCGCUGCGAAUACCAGCGUGGGGUACAGGGAUAAUGAAAACAUCGACGUGGUUAUCGCGGUUCGACUUCCACCGCCCAAUAAUGAUGAUCAUCGGGUUUUAGUUAGUUAUCACGCGAAGGGAGGCAUUCAAGACGCGACUUACGUCGUGGGAUACAAUGCUGCUAAAGCGAAAAUUAAUUACGUUUCAGACGGCUCAAUUCGCAUGGCGGAAAAAAAUCUUGACGCCCACGUUCGAUUUGCUUGGGAUGAUUUACCGAGCAGUGCUAUUAAUAAUCUUUUGAAUGUUACUUUCGAUCAAAAGCGGAUCGGGCUGAAGUACUCUCUGUACACCCCUCAGGCUAGGAAUGGAGAAACUGCUAUUAUUUUAUUCAACUACGACGGGCAGAAAGUCGAGGAAAGUAUUAUAGACACUGAAAUUUAUUAUCCAGCUCGGCGACGCAUGGGUACUGCACACAUUUCUUACUCUAGUUUAUCGAAUAUCAAUGGUACUUUAAAUGUAACGACACCGAUGCCCCGUUUCUCUUAUGCAGCUUGCAAUUUUAUUGUACUUACAACGUUAAAACAAACCAAAAGAUUCGUCCAAGUAUUUUGGGAAAAUGAAAGCGCUUUGUUCAACUCCGACUAUUCUUACCACAGCGAAAAAUUAGAUUCAAACCUAGAAGGAAUAGUCCAACUAGAAGUGCCCCUAAGUACCCGUCAUAUCGCGGAGCUGAAUUACGGUUACAAAAAACGUCCGCAAGUGACAACAGGUCACGCGGACUUAAUCUACAACAAAGAAAAAAUAGUUAUAGCACGUUACAAUUCCAAAGGAGAGUCACGUGCAGGCUUUGAGAAAGACAGCAUCCAAAUAACUCUUGAGAAUUCUUAUCAACCGCUGGGUAUUACGUACGUCAAUCAAUACACGUACAGCGCAGGUAACGCCGGAACAAAUUACCCGACGGUAGAAUGGAGACGUGUCAAUGUCUACCGCCUCGACAAUAGCACAGCUUUCAAUAUCGCGGGAGAAUCUCAAGUUAAAACAUUCCACGAGGGCCAGGAAAUGCAAUUCAAAGCCGAACAUUUAAAUCGUACUGUCACUCUUUUGACAGACUACCGCGUACUACCGGGCGAAUUCGAUCAUAACUGUCGCAUAGAACUAGCUGAAGAUGCCUGGGCAGCCUAUAAAUUAAAUAUCAUCAACAAGACAACUGAAGAAGUCGACAAUCAAUUUAUAGUUGUAAACAUUUCUUAUCCCUGGAGGAAUAUCAGCUUGGACGGAUUUUACUGGAUAGCAGCCGGAGAAUUAAACUCCGAAGCAAAGCUUCAUUGGAACAAAACUAGCAAUUACGCCUCUGCGGAGGAGGAGUCUAGUUACAUGUAUGACGAGGAAGAAAUACUUCAGAGUAGCUUAAGAGAGCGCACAAUUGGAGUUGCAUUCUUGUGGAAAAAUGUCACCGACAGCGACGAUCACGGAGAUAGGCAGAUGGCUGUUUUUAGUUUGAAGCAUCCUGGGUUCAGUAAAGACGCAACAGUAACAGGCUAUUUAAACAGAAGAGAUAAGACAACUGUGCUAAACGCCAGCCUCGUUGUAGAUUACUCCGAUAAUCCUGACAAACUCGUGAAGCUCUUCACUGUUAUCAAUAACGAGACACGUGAGACCGAUGAAUUUCGGUGGAGUUACGUAAUCAGCGGGAAGCAUCCGCAAACAAGGCUAGAUCUUGAUAUUCAAGGCUACAUCCAUAAAAAUUCAAGCUACUUUGUGCAAACGGACCACAAUGCUAAAUUCCGACGCAGUUAUCUUCCAGAGGAGACAGGCAAGCUCUAUUCAAGAUUCGAUCCCGAUAAUUACCAAGUGGAGUAUCAUAGACAGAGCACCGACCUUACUAAGCACCUAGAUCUGGCUUACUACCCACUGGACACCGAGUAUGUCAUAAACGGCAGCAUUAUUGACUCUCCGAAAGAUCUAAACGCCUCCGGAGCACUUUACUUGAAUGUCCCAGAAAAACUGACCUGGCUGAUGGUCAAUUACACGCCUGACUCAACCAAAAGCCUCCGAAUGUACGGAAACAUUCCAGACGCCCGCAAUGGAGUUUUCAAUAUUUGGAGAACGUAUGAGCGAGAUCUAGUGAUUUCGGAUGUUGCUUUUUAUUUAUGUUUGAACCAUUCAAGGCUGGUCACUUCGACUCUUAAAUGGCGGCCUGAGUUGAGGAGCGACUUGACUAAUUUUGUAAAAACUACUUUUUCUGAUUUUUACAAUGAUGUUAAUAAAGACUUAGAUUACUGGAAGCACUACGUAAGGAGUGAGAUUGUCAGCACCACUUCAGACAUUUGGGAAAAUGCUCAAGAAGAUUUGCAGAUGUUGGUUGAAGAUUGGAAUAAUUUAAAAGAGCUUGAUGAGGACUUAAAUAGACUCAAGGUUUAUUUAAAUGACUCUUACAAUAAUAAUGACUUUUAUAUGAAGGAUUUGAUGGCUGUAGGUGCGUAUGUUAUUGAUGAACUAGCUCUGAGGAGCCAUAUUGAUUCGCUUCCGAAUAUUUUGAAUGAAAUUUGGGAAAUCAUGGGCGAGUCCGGUCGCGCUAUCCGCAAUUCCCUCAUCUGGGUGAUUGAAGCGGUCAAAAAUGGGUACAAAAAAUUAACAGAGAUUGUAAGUGCGAUUCUCAAAGGAGAAUCUAUUACACAAAUUGCUAAUAUCAUUGAAAAAAUUGUGGAAAAGUAUGACAAGUUUAUCAAAGACUUGCACGUGUCGUUUAUCAAGUACAUGGAGAAUUUGUGGAACAAGAUGUCUUUUGCGAUAACUCAGCAGUGGGAUAAAGUUCUGAAGAUGAUAGAGCCGAUGUUUUUGAGGAUUCUGCAUUACAUUGAAGACGUUUUGUGGAAAGCUAGCAAAGAAGUCGUGGACUUUUUGUACGACCGUAGGAAUGAGUUGAUAAAAUCACCUUAUUUUGAUAGAUUCACUAACUUCACUCAGGACGUCGACAAACUGUACCGUGACAUAAAAGCCAAUGAUAUCAUAACAAACAUACGCAAGUACUCGGCGAUUGUAAUAAACUUUAUACGUGAGCGGUACUUUACUAUGGUACCUUUUGGGAAUGAGCUCAAAGAUCUGGUCGAAGAAAUAGCAGCUGAAAUAGCGGAGCUCAGAAAGCUUCCGAGUAUAAACUUUGCGUUAGAAAAAAUUCAUUAUAUCUACAACAGAGUGAGCUACUUUUAUCAGUACUUUGGAGUCCAGAGUAAAAUCGAAAACGCAAUCAAGAUAAUUCAUUCUAAAUUGAUGGACAUAAGUCAAACUGCCCUUCAAGCUGAAAGUAAAUAUCGCGAAGCUAAGACUAAGUUUAUUUUUGAUCCAAAUGAUGGCUUGAUGUGUUUGGAGCAAAAGUUGCCGAUGUCUUGGCACGCGUUCAAUCAAACUCCGGAGUUUCAGGAGAUUCCUGAGUAUCGCGCGUUGGUGGACAUUCAGAAUUACUUCACUGCUUCUAAUACGACUUUCUGGACGUUUUAUUAUAGGUACAAGCCUUACACUGAUCCUUACAAUUGGCUGCCGCCGUUCAAAGCUCAGGCGAUGAUUGUUGGCCGUCAGCAUUUUGUCACUUUUGAUGGAAGACAUUACGAUUUUGCUGGGACAGAAACUUAUCUGCUGGCUCAUGAUUUUAUUGACCACCUAUUUGCAGUUUUUAUUUGUUAUUCGCCGAAUGAAAGUAACUCUUCAAUUAUUGAUCACAAAAUUAUAGCGACAAUUGGAGAGCAGAGCCUGCUGGUGGAUCUUUUUAAUGACAGCAUUAAAUUUGCCGACUCAAAUGCGGUUUUGAGAUUGCCGGUUGAGCUGAAGAAUUCCACUGGGUUCGUUUAUCAAGAAGAAAGCAUUGUAACUAUUGAACUGAAGAACAAUCAGUUUAAACUCAAGUGUAACUUCAAGUAUGACGUCUGUGUGAUCCAAUUGUCAGGUUGGUUCUUUGGUAAGACUGCUGGGUUGCUUGGAACGAUGAACAAUGAGCGCUGGGAUGAUACCAUAGGAUCUGAUGGUAGAGUUACUGAAGAUAUUGCCAGCUUCGCUGGUAGUUGGUCAAUUUCUCGGGCUGGAUUAGUAGUUGGAUCUUCUAACCUGGCUCACGUCGGCUACGACAAAUCAGAGUCUUUUGAUCUUUGUUUAAAUUUGUUCGGGAACCAAAGUUCCGAGUUUAGCGACUGCUUUAUGGUUGUUGAGCCGCAAUAUUAUACCGAAGCCUGUUUGAAUACCAGAUCAAUGUCCGAAGUAUGUACACUGGCUAUUUCAUAUAUGCAAAUUUGUGGCUUCUACGAUACGUAUCUGAGAAUACCGGACAAAUGUACUACUUGCACAAUGACCAACGGCUCCAGCGUACUGGAAGGAGAGUUCCGUAAACUGGAAAAUUCAAAUGUUCCCAAUUCUACGGACGUUGUGUUCAUUGUCGAGGCUAAAUUAUGCAAUGAAAAUAUCAGGGAAAACCGGAGUAUUGAUCUUCUUGUUACGCAACUUGAUAAAGAAUUCACGGAUAAUAAUUUUAAAGAUAAUAGAUGGUCGUUGGUGGUGUUCGGUGGUGAUGGGGUUUAUGAUACUCCGAGGAGUCACACGCUGGAUAGUAGGAUAUUUUCUGAUAAUGUUAAUAGAUUUGUUAAUUACUUUGAUAAUAUAAAAAUCGGGGACGGCAAUCAGGAUGUCUUUUCAGCGAUCGGGUUCGCUUCUCAAUUAGUAUUUAGAGCUGGAGUUUCUAAAACUUUUAUAUUGAUGCCGUGCUCUCACUGCGAGUCGCUAAAUCAAACGGUAAUUAUUUAAAAAAAUUUUUUUUGCUUUAUUAAAUAAUGAUUUUUAUUAAAUUGCACUGUACUUUCUUAACUAUUAACGUUUUUAAAGAUAUAAGCUUAUCCCGAUGUUACACUCAUCGAGACCUUUCAUUCGAGUACCGAUAUCCAUUUUUGAUAUAUUUUUCAUAUAUAUAAUAUAUAUAAAUAUAUGAAAAAUUGAUGUGGGUACUCAAAUGAAAGGUCUUGAUGAGUGUAGUAAUAUCGGGAUGAGCUUAUAACUUUGAAAAUGUCAAUAGUUGACAAGAUAUAAGGUCUUAAUAAUAUAAAUAAAAUUUUUUUUUUUCAGCUUGAUUAUUCAGUACUGCACCAAGUGUUGCUGGAACACGACAUUACGCUUCACAUUCUCAUGGACGGGGACUUUAAUUUCAAAAAGCAACGAUUGAAUAAAAUAUUUUACGGACUAGACGCUACAAAAUCUUACACUAAAAAAGAUGCCAAGGUUUUGGUGGGAGAUGUGGAUUUAAGGAGACAAGUUAAAUUGCCAAAAAGCGCUCUAGGAUACUGCACACCUUUGUCACUGGAGACAAAUGGCACAAUUUUCAGCGGAAAUAAACUUCAGCUGGAUAAGCCGUCAUCAAUUAAAAAAUUCGCGAAUGUAUUCGCGAAAAGAGUCGCCUUGACAGCGCAAUCUAGUCCUUGUCAGCACUGCGAGUGCACGGCUGAUAAUGACGGAGUUACUCGGAUGGAAUGCAUGCCUUGUGCCUAUCCUAUGCCUGCUGCGGUCGAUUACGUCAGUGAAACAUUCAACGAAGACGAUACAUACUCGCUGCUUCAACCACUGGAAGCAGAUUACGCUCAACUGGAUGGUGAGGAUGAUUAA